Molecule: messenger RNA, 3398 nt
Organism: Paramisgurnus dabryanus
Lineage: Eukaryota; Metazoa; Chordata; Actinopteri; Cypriniformes; Cobitidae
Source: RefSeq, a predicted model, not a curated record
ACGGACUGAUUAUGUGUGCGGACCCCCGUCAACACUUUUAAGAGUCUGUAAGCAGGUGUAAUGGGAGUUCAUGGACUGUGGAAGCUCUUGGAGAGCACUGGAAAACCCAUUAACCCUGAAACUCUGGAGGGGAAGAUUUUAGCUGUCGGUAUCCUGUACACCAUUUACUGCUGCCGUUAGACCCCAUCUCAUUCUAAAUACUGUUAUACAGCAUAUACUAUAUCAGUAUCUGGUUGAAUCAGGCAGUCAAAGGUGUCCGGGAUCGAGAUGGAAAUAGUGUUCAGAACGCUCAUCUCCUCACUCUCUUCCAUCGUCUCUGUAAGCUGCUGUUCUUCCGGAUCAAACCCAUCUUUGUGUACGAUGGAGAUGCGCCGCUGCUCAAGAAACAGACACUGGCGCUGAGGAGACAGAGGAGAGAGGAAAUGACACGUGAGUCCAAACAGACCAAUGAGAAACUCCUCAGGACGUUUCUGAAGAGACAGGCCAUCAAAGCUGCUUUAGGAGAUCCAAGUCAGGAGUCGAUUCCCAGCUUGUCGUCUGUGAGACGAGAUGAGACAGAUGACAUGUAUGUCCUGCCUGCACUUCCUGUUGAUGAAGAGAAAGACAGAAGCAGUUCAGAGGAGGAGAUUGAAAGAGAAGAAGAUGAGUCUGUGCAGACCAACAGCAGAUUUCAGGACAUCUAUGAAAACCCAGAUGCCGUCGACAUCAAUUCAGAAGAGUUUUCACUCAUGCCUCCAGAGAUCAAACAUGAAGUCCUGAAGGAAAUGAAGGAGUUUAACAAGAGACGACGCACGCUGUACCACAAACCUCCAGAGCGCUCGAGUGACUUCUCUCAAUAUCAGCUAGCUGGUCUUCUUCAGAGGAACAAUCUCAACCAGCGACUGGAGAACGUGCAACAGGAAAUGAGUCAUCGGAGUUCUGGUGGGGUGGAACAGCAGUACAGCGAUGGAAAACAGCGGAACGUGGAGGUCCGGCGUGUCGUAUCAGAGGACUCUUCUCAUUAUAUCCUCAUUAAAGGGUCUCAGAAGGCCGCUAGCACCGUGGACAACCGAUCGACUCCUGCGCUGUGGUCUGGCUCUCCGUGGGAGAGGAAAGAGAGACCGAAAGGCAAACCUGAGCCACUGUGGAGACCCAUCAUUGAUGAUGACAACAAGCCUUCAUCUUCUUCCUCAAUACCAGAACAGAUGUGUACUGAAGGACAGCAGCAGUCAGAAGGAGCUCCACCGUCUCCACGGACCCUACAGGCCAUUCAGAGCGCCAUGAUGGACUCCUCCUCCUCCUCCGAUGAUGAUGGUGAUGGUGGUGGGGAUGAAGCAGUCGUCACGAGAGCUCAAGAUGGAUGCAGAACGACAGGCUCUGAGCGCAGCGACAGAAGUAUGUCACCUCGAACUUUACACGCCAUCCAGAGCGCCAUGAUGGACGACACAGAACUCAACAGAAAGCGCAUCAUCGUGAGCAGCUCGGAGGACGAGGACAAACCCACAGCUCCUGAUGAUGGAGAGCUCACUGGAGAUGGAGGUGUUUCACCCAGGACUUUGCUGGCCAUACAGGAUGCUUUAGGAGAUGGGGGAAAUUUCAAUAAAGCUGAAACUGUGGACCAGAUGGACCUGAAGAGCAGCUCUGAAGAAGAAACAACAGAUGCAUUUCAAACUAAUGACCUCAGGAAAGAUGUCUCCGUUGUUUCCUCACAGACAGCAUCGAGCACACCUCACAUUCUCAUCUCACAAUCUCAGCCUAAAAAUCCUGAAGAUGCUCCAAAGCUAGGAGAUGUUUCAGAGGAUGAAGAAAAACAGAGAUCAGUGAAUAUUGAUGGAGAUCAGAGAGAUGAGGACAACAGAAGGACUGUUGUGAAAACAGAAGAUGAAGAUGAAAGCAGGAGCUCAGAAGAGAGUUUUAUUGAUGUGUCCGAUGCAGAGAGGCCGUCUGAUACAGAGGAACCUGACACUAAAGCAGAAGAGGAAUCAACCAAUCAGAUGGCAUCAGAUGAUGUGGAUGUGAAAGAGACAGAAGAUCACAGUGCUGGAAGUAGCAGUCAGAUAAACCCGUCAGAAACUGAGCUAACACCUGCUGCUGGAGAAUGGGAUCAGAUUGAUGUGGAGGAGCUCGAGCAGUUAGAGAGAAAUCUACAGGAGGAACAGAUCAACCUGAAACUACAACGACAGCAACAAGAGAGAACCAGCACAACAGUGACAGGACAAAUGUGUCAGGAGAGUCAGGAGCUGUUGCGUUUGUUCGGUGUGCCGUUUAUAAUCGCACCGAUGGAGGCUGAAGCUCAAUGUGCUGCGCUAGAUCGUCUGGACCAGACACAUGGCACCAUCACGGACGACAGUGACAUCUGGCUCUUCGGUGGACGUCAAGUCUUCAAGAAUUUCUUCAACCAGAACAAAUAUGUGGAGCAUUACCAGUCCACAGACAUGCAGAGUCAACUGGGCCUGGAUCGGACCAAGCUGAUCAAUCUGGCCUAUCUGCUGGGCAGCGACUACACCGAAGGUAUUUCAGGUGUGGGUUACGUCACAGGAAUGGAGAUACUCAAUGAGUUUCCUGGUACUGGAUUACAGCCGCUCCAUGAAUUCAGUAAGUGGUGGUCUGAAGCUCAGGAGAAGAAGAAGCUCACUGCUAAUCCCAAAGACACAAAGGUAAAGAAGAAGCUCAGAGAUCUUAAUCUUCAUCCUGGUUUUCCAAACCCUGCCGUGGCUCAGGCGUACCUCCAGCCCACAGUGGACCAAUCAGAGGCUUCGUUCAGCUGGGGCCGCCCACAACUGGAGCUCCUUAAAGAGUUCUGUCAGAACCGCUUUGGUUGGAACAACAGAAAAACUGAAGAGAUUUUACAGCCGAUGUUUAAACAGUUUAACACUCAACAGACGCAGCUGCGCAUCGAUUCGUUCUUCCGCUUGGAGCAGCAGGAGAGACAGUCCAUACGUAGUCAGCGUCUGCGCAGAGCCGUCACCUGCCUCAAAAGAAAAGAAAGAGAGGAUGAAGAUGAUGAUGAAGAUGAUGCUACCUCUCCAUCUAAAGCAGAUCAGGAGGUCAGGUUAGCUGGAGGAUUCAUAGGAUCACCUGAAGAUGUGCAGGAGGAGGAGGAGGAGAUGAUGCUGAGCAGAAACACUGCUGGAGUAACUCACGACAGGAAACGGGUAUCAAGAGGGGCGGAGUCAAGCAGCUCCAGCUCAGAGGAGGAGGCGGAGCAUGGGCGGGGUGUUGCUAUGGUAACCGCACGCUCCGUGUUCGACGGGAAGACGAGAGGAAGAGGAAGACGCACUGCAGGGAGAGGAAGGGGUAGAAACAAGUAAUGACAGCGUGUAUUUAAACAAGAGACGGAAUGCAUUGAAAUGUUUGCAGCUUAAUCAUGAUGAAGUGUGUCUUGUGUUUUCAAUUUUUAAUAAAUUAUUAAAUGUGUA